CGUCCUUGUGCCAGCGAUCAGUCGAUUACUCGUGACAAUUUUGUCCAUCUGAUAAUAAUUAUCUUAACUUUAUAACCUAUUAAAGGAUUAUUUAUUAUAUAUAUUGCUUUAUGCCUUUUAUAUAUAAAUAUAUAUUAAGAUCAUAGAACUGGAGCAAACAGUUAAUUUUAAAAAAAGUGUAGUAUCAGCUGAUAACUAGUUAUAAGACUUAUAAAGUCAAAAAAAACAAAAAAAUCACGGCCUUGAAGCACGUGGCAAAAUGAUCCCAAAAAAAUUAACUGCAUUAUUAAUAUGCAUACUUGUAUUGAUCGUGUUAAAUUUAUAUUUUGGUUACGCUUCAUCUGGAAAUGGCAUUGAGCCUUUGAUAUCAAGUACCGAGGAUUAUCAUAUAUCAUUGAUAAAAAAAGCAUUGAUCAGCGUGGUUUUAACUUACUCUUGUGUUGCCACAUCGUAUGUUAUUCUUAACAAGACUUUUGACUAUGCAAAAAUUGAAGGUAUAUCAAUUUAUUUUCAAUUAAUGAUAGUAUGUUGGUUAUCAUGGCCCUUCGAAGGAUUAGAUGUUUUUCUUGACAUGAAAUUAAAUAAGAUCUGUAAAUGGCUACGCAGGUGUGAAUUCGUCUGCUGGUCAACACAUGUUAUUAUCACUGAGUUUAAGCGUCACUCCCCCAUGAUAAAUCCAGCUGACAAUGGAAUUGUUUACAGUUGUUAUGAAAAAUUUGAGAAUAUGAUGUUUUGGAAAUGGAUAUUAUUAUUGGGCCAAGUUAUCAUUGGUUUAUUUCCAUAUCCAAUUAUUAUGCUGGCAGUAUUAAACUUUGGUUUGGAAGUGAAAAAUAUCAAUUGGUCAACUGGGUUUACGUCACUAUUACGAGUUGGUAGCACACUUCUCAGAUUUGCUCUUAGCAACAGAUUAAAUAUGGUCGUACUCAUGGAUGCUUAUUGCACCAUUUUUCCAACUUGGCCUAUGGCUGGUGGGUUUGCAGUUACAGUCCUUAUAAUGCGUGUCACCCGAGGACUGAUGGCAUUAUUAACUUAUAUAAUUCUCAAAUACAUCUAAUUUUUUAUUAAUGCUCAUUUAACAUAAAAAUUAUUAAUAUAUUUAAACAAUAUCAUUUAAUAUCAAACUACACUUGAAAUAAUGAUUG
Messenger RNA from Aphidius gifuensis, 1142 nucleotides. RefSeq lists its product as uncharacterized. The coding region runs from base 260 to 1054 and encodes 264 amino acids. The record is from RefSeq and is a predicted model, not a curated record. Lineage: Eukaryota; Metazoa; Arthropoda; Insecta; Hymenoptera; Braconidae. The transcript has 3 exons.